Molecule: messenger RNA, 5440 nt
Organism: Orussus abietinus
Lineage: Eukaryota; Metazoa; Arthropoda; Insecta; Hymenoptera; Orussidae
Gene: PNUTS
Product: serine/threonine-protein phosphatase 1 regulatory subunit 10
Exons: 8
Coding region: 978-4829 (1283 amino acids)
Molecular function (GO): metal ion binding
Source: RefSeq, a predicted model, not a curated record
GUAGAUUGAGGUUAACGUUCCAUUUUUUGCUUUCUGUUGUAAUUUAAAGAUGUAUUGGAGUAUUUGAAGCUAGACUCGUAAUGACAGUGCCUGUUUCAAAGGAAGAAUCCUAUUAUACGUCACGUAUAGCAUGUAUAAUGUACUAGUAUAUCUUAACUUUCUUGACAUCAGUUGAUACAUCCGCAUAUAUCAUGUUGCUAUUUUUUUUCACAAUUAAGAAGCGUUCUUAUUCAAAAUAUAGAGUUAAUUUUAAAAUUGCAUGUAUUAUUCUCUAAUUCAGUAGUUCUAUGAACAGUUUACAUUUUCAAGAGAAUUUUAAAUAGUAUCGACUUCAUUUUAUAGUGUAAUGUCUAGCCCACCCAUUUACGUUUAUAAAACAGACAAGUAUUACGGUCCUUAUAGCUACAUUUCAGAAACUUCCUACCAAGUCUUAACCGACCCGAGAGGUUUGAAUCUAUUUACAUAACUUAAAAGAAAUCAAUAGCAAACCUUAUUACUACAAUUGACUCUUUGUGUGCAACGACCUUCGAAUUUCCUUUUAAAGCCAUUGUAAAAAUAAUAUGGAGAAACUGGAAUCUUUAAGACGCGUUUAUAAGUGGUCAAAAGUCCGCAAGAUUGAUUAUUCAUAAUUGGCGCCGAAAAGUAGGCGGGCUAAGGAGGGGGAAGACUAAUAUUCGGGUAUCUUCGGGAAUCUUCGUGAGUAGUCGGUAGUAAUCGGUACUGCGCCCAGGGUGGGGUUAUCGAGCCGGAGAGCCGACUUCUUCCGACAUUCUCGCGCCGUAUGCGCAGGUGAUAGGAUCGUAGUUGCGUAAAUAAAAAAUUUUUAUCCGUUUUUUUUAUUUCUACAACCUUUGGACACAAUACUGUACACACCAUCCGGAGUACUAGUAAUCUAUUUUAUCUUAAAAUAAACAUGAUUAAACACGUCGUCACUGAAUCACCCUCAACGCGUAUCAAGUUAUGCACUAUACAAGAAUAUGCCACGAAUCGACCCAUUAUCUUUGCUGAAGUGUCUCAGCGUUUUGCUGGGACCCGAUGGUGGCAUUAAAAGUAAGGAAGAAGUUCAUCGGUUAGCUAACCUCAUGACAAAAUUUUCCAAGAAGCUCGUCUCAAAAUGUAUUUACAUCCAGAUUUUGAAAACUACCAAUACGGAUCUUCUAAGCCAGUUUAUGGGGGCGGGGGGUUGGAACUUAAUUCACAUGUGGCUGACGGACGGGAUCCUCGCCAAGAACUGGGCGCUGAUCCAGGAGUUGCUAGAGCUACUGCUGCUGUGCCCAGUGGACAUCGAGCGGCUGAAGAGCAAUAACUGCCCGAAGCUGAUAAAGGGCCUCUCCAAGGAGGGGAGUCACCAAGGCGUGCGUAUCCUGGCGAGCCGAUUGGUGGAGCAAUGGCUGAAAAUCGUGAAAGGCGAGGCUGCUCCGAAUUCGGUGCCGGCGCAGAUCAUGACAUCGGUGUCCGCGGCUUCCGGGACAACGACGACGACGACGGCGCCCGCGAUGCUACAGCUCGCGCAGCAGCACGCUACCCUGGAGGACCACCGGCUGGAGAAAUCGAGCGACGACUCCACGGUGAAUCUUCUCCAGGAGCAGGCGGACAGGGUGGCCGCGCAGGUGCAGGUGGUCGUCAAGUCGCAGACGACGGCCCAACCUGGGCAACAGCACCACCACGUGCACCACAACCAGCAGCAGCCUCAGGCUAAGCGACAGUCCAUCGUCGUGGUCACCUCCUCGUCUUCCCAGCCGCCGGUGCCGGUCUACAAGAUCACGAUCCGGGACGGCAAACAGGUGCUGACCAAGGUGGAGACCGACCUGUCGAACAUAAGCAAUGCCACGGACGUGGAGGUGAACGGCGACGCGGGCCACGAGGAGGAGGACGCGGCGAUGGCGCAGGAGGACGACGGGGAUCAGGAGGGGAGUGCACUGGACCAGGAGGAGGCACAGGUGGACGCCGACCUCGCGGAGGACACGAGUUCUCCCGAGGAGAAGAGCAUGGAUAAGGUCGACGGGGCGCAGGCGAACGAGUCUUCCACGGUGUCCGCGGACCGAGUCUCCGCGGAGGCCAAGGUCGGCACCAAGAUCGGCAACGAGGUCGACGUGGCCAAGGCCAAGGACGCGAAAGAGGGCGCGGGGCCCGACAGUGGGAAGCUCAGCGACAAGGAGAACCGGGACUCCCUGAAGAAGGACGAUAAGAAGGGCGGCGUCGGCGCCGAGAAGAAGGGCACGAGUCAUCACGGUUCCUCGACUUCGAAGAGCUCCUCGAAGCACUCCUCGAGUUCCGGGUCCCACCGCUCGGGGUCGAGCUCGAGCCAUCGGGCCGGGUCACACAAGUCGGGAUCGGGGAGCUCGAAGAGCUCCACCUCCAAAACGGACAAGUCUUCCAGGGAGAAGGAAAAGGCUCGUCAUGGGAACUCGUCGAACAAGCACGCCUCCUCCGGGAAGGGCAAGACGGACCGUGACAAGGAGCGGGAGAAGGAGAAGGAGAAGCUGAAGAAGGACCAAGCGGAGAAGGACAAGGCCACCCUGGAGAAGGUCCAGGGCCUGGCGCUUUCGACCAAGAUGGGCAAGAUACCGAAGAAGAAACCCGAGGACGAGAAGUUGGAGUCCUCAAGGAAGUCCUCGACCGAGUCCAAGGAGAACAAGGACAAGACCGAGACGAGGAAGUCCGCCGGCGUCGCCGCCGAGAAGAAGAACAUCUCAAUCUCCAUCGAGAACAGGAAGAACUCCCAGGACACCGUACCCAGGCCGAAGACGGUCAAGACGUUCAACUCGAAGUUCAGGUCGACCGGGCUCGAGGAGGAGGCCAAGCCGCCGCCCCCCAGGUCGGUCAAGAAGCCCAACCAGCAGGCCGAGAAGAAGGUCGUUCCCCCGAAGCCCCUCUUGUCCCUGAAGAGGCGAUCGCCGUCACCGCCACUCACCGCCAAGGACGUCACCGGCAACUCGACGACGGGCGCCUGCGCGAACUCGACGACAACGCCGCCGCCCGAUAAGAAGCCGAAGCUAUCCCUGGAGUCGCCGCCGCCCGCCGACGAGAAGAAGGGCGGCAUCAAGCUCAUUCCUCCGAAACCGAAACCGAUGGUCCUGCAGGAGAGCGACAUGUUCAUGGACGCCUUGACAGCCUCGACGAAAAGUAAGGAACCCAGGAAAAGGAAGAGGCGGACGUCGAUCUCGAAGGAGGGCGAGGCGAAGAAACAGGAGCUCGCCAAUUCCGGGAAUAGUGAAGGACAUCGAGACGUCACUCCACCACCUACUUCCCCUCCCAGUUCUGACGACAAAUCGCCGGUUACCCUCAAGCCUAAUCUUAAAUUUUAUCAAGAUACGUUAGAAACGGACGAGGAGAAAGAGGAGAAGGCCGAGGACGACGCCAAGAAGGACAAGGAGGAGGAGUCCGACGAGAGGAAGGAGGCGAAGGAGGUCAAUGACGAGGACGAGAGGAACGGCACGCCGACCCCAGAGGACGAUGAAGACACGAAGGGGUUGGGUUCUGACGAGGAAUCCUCGCCAGAGGGUUCGGAUUCUCGUAAAAAGGACUCCGGUGCGAGUCCUCGCUCCGAAAAUCGUUUCGUCGAUGGACUCAAGAGCGUCCUCCUGCUCCAGAAGCGAAAGGGCCCGAAGAAGAGCCUGAAGUGGAAGACCGACCUGGAGUCGAUCAGGUACUUCGAGCUGGACGAGACGGAGAGAGUCAACGUGACGAAGACGUUCACGGACAUGAAGCAAAUGGAGAAGCGAUACGAGCGAGAGGCCUUCCAGAUGGCCAGGAAAUUAAGUACCGAGGAUCACAUGGAGGAGAAGACGAGGUGGAAACCUUUGAUCCCUGUAGACGUGCCGCCUGCUCUGGUGGAGCCCGGCAAGGACAGUCGAGAAAAAGAUGUACAGUAUGCCAGGGAGAAGGGAAUACUACAGGCGCUCUAUUUCAACCGGAGCAUGAUCCCCGACUCGGCGGCGGAGCCGGACGAGGAGCGGCACCAUCCGAUGACGGACCCGAAGGUGAUCCCAUUGGACGACCUGACGGGGAACAAGGAGAGCGAGAAGGACUUCACGUUGGUGCCGUGGCCGGAGCCGAAGACGCAGGCCAGCCCGACGCUGACGACAAAUUUCCACUAUCGAACCUUCCCGCACGGCCAGCCGACGAUGAUGGCGCCGAUGGGCGCGCCCCAGGGCGCAGUGGCCGGGAUGGGCCCGAUGGCGCAGAUGCCGCCGAUGGCGCAGAUACCACAGCAAAUGAUGGCCGCGGGGGGUCCGGGCCCGAUGGCGCAGAUGGGCCCCGUAGUGUCUCUAGGAGACAUGACGUCGAUGCCGCCGCCUCCGCCGCCGCCUAGUUCGACGGGGGCGGCGGUAGGUGGUGGAUGGCGCACGGGGGACGGGAAGGUCGUCGUGCCGGACGUCGCGAUGAACCCCGUAGGUUUCCCCCAGCCCGGGAUGGACGCGCCCAUGGGCCCACCCAUGAUGGGGGGGCCCCCCAUGUACAACCAGCAAGAGGGCUUCGGCAUGAUGGGCCCCGAGGAGAUGGGCUACGGCAACAUGCCGGGCGGCUUUCAGGGCCCACCGGGCCCCAUGAUGUUCGGCCCGGGGCCGAACUUCCACGGCGGGCCCCGACCCGGGGGCCCGAUGCAUGCGCAGAGGGGGAGAGGCGGGCCCGGCUGGUACCGUGGAGGGGGCGCAGUAGGCGGGGCCUCCGGGCCUGGUAGGGGCGGCGGGUGGAGGGGAGGAGGCACCUGGAGGGGCAGCGGCAAACAGCCGCCCGUGUGUAGGCAGUUCAGUAAGAACGGCUACUGCCGGUCCGGCGACAAGUGCCAAUACCUCCACCCUGGCGUCAAUUGUCCGCCAUAUUGAGGGGAGACGCUCGCACGCCGUGAAGAACGGAAUUGGUGUCGGACCUUAGAUGGCGCUCCGCGGCCGUUGGAACGGCUCGAUGGAGAUCCUCGGGAUGCCCGGUAGAGGGCGCACUGCCAGAGAUUCUCCCGUUUCGGUCGGUCCAUUGUCGUUUCUUUUUUCUUCUUUUUUAAUCUGGAUGAUAAUGGACCGCGGGGUCUCGCGAGAAUUGUAUGCUCGUGUACAUUCGGCUGUAUAUAUGACAACGUAUGUGUAUAAUUUUGUACAGGAUGGAGUGGAUGGCAGUCUCGGGACGAAGCGUUUUAGAAUGCGACGCGCCUCGUACGUGUGAUAAUGUCUGUGUAUAAUUGUACAGUUGAUCGGGAGCCCUCAGGGCCUUGCGAAUGAGGAGCAAUGAUUUAGGUUAGUUGCGAGGAGCGCAUGAUGUACAUUCUAAUUAAGGGACACAUCGCGAUCGAGACAACCUUGUAUUAAAGAUUUUUUACCGUCUAAGUUAAGAGUAGCGGUUACUUUUUUUUGUACAUGGUUGAUCGUUAUGUUUGUAUAUAUCGAUUGUUAUACGAGAGCUGCUUUAGGAAAAUACAGGAAUUAUAAUUAUUUUUGAAGAUGCC